This is a messenger RNA of Terrapene triunguis (Three-toed box turtle), 5753 nucleotides long. It is a transcript of the gene ZNF516, whose product is annotated as zinc finger protein 516. The transcript is spliced from 7 exons. Gene Ontology annotation, biological process: regulation of DNA-templated transcription. Bases 455 to 4069 code for a protein of 1204 amino acids. The record is from RefSeq and is a predicted model, not a curated record. Gene Ontology annotation, cellular component: nucleus. Gene Ontology annotation, molecular function: DNA-binding transcription factor activity, RNA polymerase II-specific; RNA polymerase II cis-regulatory region sequence-specific DNA binding. Lineage: Eukaryota; Metazoa; Chordata; Testudines; Emydidae.
GCCACCCCUCAACUUCUAGCCCUUAACAAAGGCAGAGACAGGCAGGGAUCUGUCAAGAGACACAGGCGCCGAGAGGGGAGGAAAACACAACUGGGGGGGCUCGGAGAGAUCCAGGGAGGCGCAAUUAAUGGAGGAGGAACGUUUUGAGGAGGCGAGGGAGGGGGCAAUUGGGCUCAGGCUGCCCCAGCGUUGCCCUAUUGGAUUACGUGGGGAUCUCGUUGCUGGUGAAGCAUAGUGGCGUGCAAGGCCCUUCCCUCUGUCUGGCCAAAUUUCUGUCCUUGGUUACAUGCCGACAACCCCAUUGACAUUGAAAUUGCAGGGGUGUAACUAAGGGUGCUCAUUGCCAUCUGCUUACAGAACAUACAUGAAUAAAGUGACACCCCAGACUCUUUCGAGCAAUUGAUAGGGGAAACUUUAACCUGAGAAUGAAGAGAGAAACACUCAGCAGAACCGUAUGAUUGAAACCACAGCCCAGCCUUCUGUUGUUGGACAAGGCUUUGUCCUUUUGCCCUGUACGACCGAUGUUGCAGUAGUUCAGAUGGAUCGCAGCAAGGAGGCAGAGAUGGAAUUACGAAGAUCCUCUAGUCCUAGCAAGGUAAACAAGAGUGACAUUGAUGGAGACAAGUCCAUGUGCCACAGCUGCUGCAUCUGUGGCAAGAGUUUUCCUUUUCAGAGCUCCCUGUCUCAGCACAUGAGGAAGCACACAGGAGAGAAGCCCUAUAAAUGUCCUUACUGUGACCAUAGAGCUUCCCAAAAGGGCAACCUGAAGAUACACAUUCGGAGUCACAGAACAGGCACUUUAAGUCAGGGGCAUGAGGUGGAGAUGGGAGAAGCACAGCUUGGAGAGAUGGGAGUCUCAGAAGGCCUUGACGGAUGCACCAGCCCCACCAAAAGUACAUCUGCCUGCAACAAGAUUCUGAACGGGGCAACUCAGGCAGACAACAGCAAGAUUUUGUUGAGAAGCAGCAAGAAGGAGGUUGUCACAGAGGCACCACCUGCAGAAGAUGACAAGCUACCCACUUAUCAGUGCAUCUUCUGCAAAAACAAGUUUGAGAGAAAGAAAGACCUGGACCAGCACCUACAUCAAGUCCAUAAGCCGUACAAAUGCAGGCUUUGUAGCUACAUGACAUUAAGAGAAGAGACACUGUUAAACCACAUAGAGAAAGACCAUAUUACAGCUCAAAUUCCAAACGGGGAAACUUACACCGAGAAUUGCAAGAGUGAGCUGAAUGCAGGGGAAUUUCCUUGUGAAGUCUGUGGUCAGGCCUUCAGUCAAACCUGGUUUCUCAAAGCUCACAUGAAAAAGCAUAGAGGAUCGUUUGAUCAUGGAUGCCACAUUUGUGGCAGAAGAUUUAAAGAACCCUGGUUUCUCAAAAACCACAUGAAAUCACACGGUCCAAAGACGGGGAGCAAAAACAAACCAAAAAAUGAUUUAGAGCCCAUAGCCACUAUUAAUAAUGUGAUUCAGGAGGAAACAAUUGUGACUGGCUUAUCUCUGUAUGAAGUUUGCACCAAGUGUGGGAAUCUGUUUACAAAUAUGGAAAGCCUAAAAGCACACAAUGCUGUACACUUGAGAGCUCAAAGAAGCAGUACUGAGAACAAAGCUGAGGGGUUAAUUGACGGAAGCCUAGAUCCAUCUGUAAAUAAGCAGUUUUUCUUACAGUGCCUGAAUCUGAGGCCAGCUGUAGGGAUAGAUAGAGUUACAAGUGGACAGCCUGGAAAAAGGGUAGCUGAGCUGGAUCCAGUCAGUAGCUACCAGGCCUGGCAGCUGGCCACCAAAGGAAAAGUAGCGGAGCCUUCUGAGUAUGUUAAAUAUGUGGGAUGGGAUGAAGUCCUUGCUGAUGCAGAUGUGACUUAUGACAAGGAUAAAAGAGAAUAUAUUCUUGUCGGCCAGGAGAAGCGCAAGCGAGAUCAGGAUUCACCCAGCUCCUCCAGCAACCCCAAGAAGAAAAGCUGUGUCAGUGGGCGCUUGGAGAAGAACAGCAAUGUGCAACAAGGAGAAAACUGUAUCCUUGCCCAGGGCGACCUGGACUACAGACCCUCCUCAAGGCAGAGCAGAAGGGCAUCCCAAAACAAGUCCACCGAGUGCUUUGAGUGUGGAAAGAUUUUCCGCACCUACCACCAAAUGGUGCUCCAUUCGCGGGUGCACAGGAAAGAACGCAGGAGCUGCAGUGAGAGUGGAACCAUUGCUCAGCCAGACCGGUAUGGAUCCAGCAGUGAAGAAGGGGAUUCUGGUUCUGUUAGUGGGCCAAGCACUCCAGGCUCAGCGUCUGCCCCAGAAGAUUCUGUGACCUCUGGAAUGGGUGAGGAGGGUGCUGAGGACAGCUCUGAGGAAGGAGUACCUGAACCAUCACUAGGUAAAAAGCCAUACCACUGCAGUUUUUCUGAAGAGGGGGCAAUGGUAACAUCUCAGGUAGAAGAGCUUCCUAAAUUUGGAAGUGACAAUGCCAGAGAAAAAGAUGCCAAUGAAUCUAAACCAGAGUUAUCAACUUUGGUAUCUACCCUGGAAAACAAUAUCAAACGGCCUUUUCCAAAGUAUGAAGCUCAGAGAAAUUCUUCAGACUUAAAGAUGCCAGCAUUUCAACCUAUACAAGAGCUUCCUUGCUCCAGUAGUACUGCUGACUUUGCUUCAGGAGUGGGCCAGACAUCUUUAGAUGUGGUAGUAGACUUGAAAACCUCAUUGGAAAAGCAGGCUAGUCACCCUAAAGAAAAUUUCUCAGACUUGUGCAGGGAGCACCCUGUUCUCGAAAAAGGGAGAGAGGCACAAGAAAUGGUUCCACUAGAUUUAAGUGAAAAAUCAACGAGGGCUGAUUCAUGCAAUAAGGGUUUUACCUCAUCUUUGCAGGCUGAUUUGAUUGUCCACCCAUGUCCUUACUGCAAUCAUAAGACCUAUUACCCUGAAGUCCUGUGGAUGCACAAAAAAAUUUGGCACAAAGUCAGCUGUAACUCGAUGGCUCCACCAUGGAUUCAACAAAAUGGAUUCAAGAGUAUAAAAAACAACUUGGUUUUUCUGGCAAGAAGUGGACGCACUGGUCCUCCUCCAUCCCUUGGUGGUAAAGAAUGCCCACCUUUGCCUGUUGCCAGGUUUACACGCACUCAAGUUCCAAGUGCGUUGCCAGGAUCCAAAAGCAAUUCUUCCCCUGUUGGGAUGACUACAAAGCCUGGUAGUAUGCAUCAGUCUAAGGACAGCCAUUCGUUUGGCCACUGCGGUUCAUGGUCAUCAGGUCUUGAUGGGUACAGGCAGCCCAAAUCAAACCAUACCCAGGAGCAGCACAGCAUAGCAGCACAAAAGCCUCAGCUUAAAGCUAAAUAUGAAGUAAACUCCAAACUGAUGCAAGGGGGAAGCUUUAGCAGAAGCCUAACACCCACCCAGACAGUCGUAUCAAGGCCCACCUCACAGCCUGCCAACAGUAAACAGGUAGAGAAGUAUAUGAUUCCCCAAGGAAGUGCUGGUUUUCACCCUUCAAGUAAGCACUGUGCAUCUGACCCAAUAAAAGCCAAAUUCAACCCACCGCCUCAGUAUCACCCUCUGUGUAAAACUGAGCAGUACACUAAACAUGAAGAUCCGUCAGUGCCUCAAUGGGAAUCUCACACCAAGGCUGGGAAUGAGAUGAGGACAUUGGCAAACUGCACAACAGGAACAAGAGCGAGUCCACUAAUGCAGCCUCAGCCUAGCACAGCAGGAGCUUCUCCAGCUUUACACUCCAUCAAACAAGAACCAGCAUCAGAGGGGCACGAGAAACGUUUGGACAUUUUUUUUAAGACCUACAUUCCAAAGGACCUUGCUUCGUUGUACCAAACCUGGGGUGCCAAUAGCCCUGUGCUGGAUCAUGCAGGGAUGCUUAGGACACAAACACGCCAAGGAGACUAUGUCUGCAUAGAAUGUGGAAAAUGCUUUAACCAGCACAGUCACUUCCGGACUCAUAUGAGGUCCCACACAGUGGUAUUUGAGUCUAAUGGACUCCGAGGUACUGAAGUUCACACCACCUCCGCAGAUGCCCCAAAACAAGGGAGAGACCAUUCCAAUGCAGAUAUUGUCCAUACGGUGCCUCUCAGAAAGGGAACCUAAAAACACAUGUACCGUGUGUGCACCGGGUACCCUUUGACAACAGCCAGUACCCUGAUCGGCGAUUCCAACAACCACAAAGUGAUGAUCCCAACAACCCUAUAGAAGAACAGCUGGAAAACUUCCCUACAAGCCAUCAAAUCUCUGGAGUCACUGUGCUAGAGUAAAAACAGUGCUCUGCUAGAAUGGAGAUGCCUCUGCACUGUUAAUCAUUUUAAAAUAAAUGAAGAUGCUACACAAGAUAUAUAUAAAUUGACGUACUAAUCAGUCCCAUGGUUCCUUAUUUCCUUUAUAAUAAACAGUGGAGUUGGCAAGCACUGUGGCAGUGCAAGGCAUCUAUAUUAAUCAAGAUAAGUUUGAGACACUGGAAUAAUUAAACUAUAUGUGAUUUGGACAGCGUGAAGAAUUUAAGUACUGUAACAAAAACCUCCCUGAUGCUCAGAAUGACUAUUUGAUACAUUUGAAAAACAGCAGUGGAUUUGGGGGCCGAACAAGUAUUAAUUAAUGAAGCUGCCACUGCUUGUCAUGAGGAAAAAUAAACUUUUAAAAAGGAGGACGGGGAGGGGGAAAGAGGUGGCAUUUGGUGCUUUGGAGAGCAGUGCUUGAUGAAGGACUAAAGAGAAGACCAUCAUUCUACAAUGGUUUGUUUCAUUACAGUUUGGGGACCACUUGCAUUUCUAAGUCUCUUGUUCUUGACUGCGCACCAUUAAUAGUAUGUGAAUAUGGAAAUUGAAACACUUCCACAGAAAUGCUUAUAUUCUGCUUUGGAAAAGAAAAAGCUGGUUGAACACUAAGAAAAAUAGGCUUUGGUGUUUUACUCUCAGGACCUUUUUUGUAACAGGGCUACUUUCUUUGACCUGAUCACAAAGGAAGUCUGCACGUUUAAAAAAAAUUAUUCAGCUGUUUAAAGCCGCUGAUCUGUACGUUUUUAAUAGAAAAGGAGUCGCUGAACAAGUUCAGGCUGACCUAGGCCCUUAGGGUACUGUACGCUCCUGUAUUUUUGUUCAGCAAGCCUGUUACCCUUCCUUUCUGGGCUUGGUGACAUUUUGAAAAGAUGAGUAACUUCUUUUGUGGUGGCAGGUUAAUGUUCAUAUAAUGUGUCAUGUCUUGUACUUGGUGAUCACUGGUGGUGUUAGGAGGAAAAAAAAGAGCUUUAUAUACCUCUUCUACAGUAACUCUUUUAAAUGCAAGUUUUCAAGGUGGAGGUUGUGGCACAUAGGUUGGUAAACCAUGCAGUGUAAGCAAUUAAAAAAAUGUAUUCCACAGAUAUAAAUAUUUUCUUUUCUCAUUGCUGUGACACUAUGUGUGAUGGUAAUAUUUCUGAGAGUUUCAGAUUUUGCACAUAUAAUUUUAUGCAUUAUCAAAAGUUACUGCUGCCUUGAAAGAAAAUGUUCUGUGAAAUUUUUUGCAAAAGCUUUACUAGGUGGUUUUUUUUAAUUGUAACAUUUUGUAAAGGCAGGAAAUGGAUUUAAAAAACUCGCAUGCUAAUUAUAUUUUUCAAAAAAAGCAAUAAUUUUACAUGUACAGAAAUGAUGCUAACCUUUAAUACCGGCGAGAGCAACAGUUUACUUAAUACAAUAAUGGAAUAGUGCUGUUUUUGUAGUAAAUGGGCUUCUGACACAAAGAUUUGUUUAAAAAAAAAAACAAAAAACAUAAAGCUUGAUUUUUCUGUUCUAACAAUUUUUUU